Molecule: messenger RNA, 693 nt
Organism: Equus caballus (horse)
Lineage: Eukaryota; Metazoa; Chordata; Mammalia; Perissodactyla; Equidae
Gene: ISG15
Product: ISG15 ubiquitin like modifier
Biological process (GO): ubiquitin-dependent protein catabolic process
Cellular component (GO): cytosol
Molecular function (GO): polyubiquitin modification-dependent protein binding
Source: RefSeq, a predicted model, not a curated record
CGCCCCGACACCGCCCCCUGACGUGUUCGCUCAGACUUAUAAAGCGGUUGAGCCUCCGAGAGUUGCAGAGGGAGCUGGAAGCUGAGCCCAGAGGACUCGUCAGUGCCUGCGGAGAACUUGACGCUAGAGUCCACAGCCAUGGGUGGGGAGCUGAAGGUGAAGAUGCUGGGGGGUGAAUUCCUGGUGCCCCUGAAGGACUCCAUGCUGGUGUCGGAGCUGAAGCAGCAGAUCGCCCAGAAGACAGGAGUGCCCCCCUUCCAGCAGCGCCUGGCCACCCACCCAGCCGGCAUGGUGCUGCAGGACAGGGUCCCCCUCGUCAGCCAGGGCCUGGGACCCGGCAGCACGGUCGUGCUUGUCGUGCAGAACUGUGACACCCCCCUGAGCAUCCUGGUGAGGAACGGGAAGGGCCGCAGCAGUGCCUAUGAGGUCCGGCUGACGCAGACGGUGGCAGAGCUCAAGCAGCAGGUGUGCCUGCGGGAGAGCGUGCAGGCCGACCAGUUCUGGCUGACUUUCGAGGGGAAGCCCAUGGACGACCAGCUCCACCUGGGGGAAUACGAGCUUACAGCCGGGUGCACAGUGUACAUGAACUUGCGCCUGCGGGGGGGCGGGGCAGGGCCAUGGGGGCCGCGCUAAAGGCCCCCCACCCAAGUCCCUGGCCAAGUGUGGGUAAUAAAUGCCUAUGCAAUGCUAAAA